Messenger RNA from Monopterus albus (swamp eel), 1773 nucleotides. Its product is annotated as myotubularin-related protein 9. The transcript has 12 exons. The record is from RefSeq and is a predicted model, not a curated record. The coding region runs from base 1 to 1605 and encodes 534 amino acids. Gene Ontology annotation, molecular function: protein phosphatase binding. Gene Ontology annotation, cellular component: cytoplasm. Gene Ontology annotation, biological process: negative regulation of autophagy; phosphatidylinositol dephosphorylation. Lineage: Eukaryota; Metazoa; Chordata; Actinopteri; Synbranchiformes; Synbranchidae.
AUGGAAGAAGCCACUCCGCUCCAUCCGCCGAGCAGGGGCACCCUGUGUGUCACCGGCCACAACCUGCUCUUCUCGGACAGGGAGGAGGGCAGCUGUCGGCAGUUUUUACUGCUUCUGAGGAACAUCGAUGCCAUUGAGAAAAGUGUGGAAAACCUUUCGGGCUAUUCCGGCCUCUUCUCUAAUGCAGGCCGCAGUGAAAGGAUUUCUGGAUCUUCAGGGACCAUUACCAUCAAGUGUAAAGAUCUGCGUGUGCUCCAGCUCGACAUCCCCGGCAUGGAGCAAUGUCUCAACAUUGCACACUCUAUUGAGACCCUGUCCUGCCUGGACUGUGUGUCCGAGAUGUAUCCCUUCUUUCACAGACCCUCUCAUCUCAGCCUGCAGGACCAGUGGGGUCUCUCAUCCCCUGAAGAACAUUACAGUCAAAUGAAGGAGCUUCAUGAUAGGUGGAGAUUGAGCAGUGUGAACAGAGACUACUCAGUGUGUCCCACCUACCCUCCAGCUGUCAUUGUUCCUAGGGAUAUAACUGACGACAUACUGGUGAAAGUGGGCAAAUUCAGACAGGGAGGACGCUUCCCUGUCCUCUGCUACUACCACAGGAAGAAUGGCAUGGUAAUCAUGCGCAGCAGUCAGCCUCUGACGGGAGCCAAUAGGAAGCGCUGCAGGGAAGAUGAGCACCUUCUUCAGGCUGUGAUUGAUGGUUCAGACAAAGGUUACAUUAUUGACACCCGCUCCAGUCAGCAGGCGCAGCAGGCCCGGAUAACAGGCGGAGGCUUUGAGUCCAAAUCGUGCUAUAACUGUUGGAAGAGACUGCACAGGCAUAUGGAAAGGGGUAAAGCACUGCAGGAGAGUCUAAUCAAACUAGUGGAGGCCUGUGGCGAUGAGUCCCACAGUAUGGACCGCUGGCUCAGUAAGCUUGAGAAUUCAAAGUGGCUGUCUCAUGUCCAAACUGCUCUGUCAACUGCUGGCCUGCUGGCAGAGUGUGUGGAGAGGGACGGUCAUUCAGUUCUGGUUCACGGUUCUGAAGGAACAGAUACCACAUUGCUCAUCAGCACUUUGGCUCAGCUCAUCAUGGACCCAUGCUGCCGCACACUGGAGGGUUUCCUGGCUUUGCUGGAGAGGGAGUGGGUACAGGCAGGGCACCCAUUCCAGCAGCGAUGUGCCCACUCAGCCUACUCACAUGCUCGUCUCCAGCACGAGUCCCCAGUCUUCCUACUGCUUUUGGACUGUGUGUGGCAGGUGUGGCGUCAGUUCCCUCUGGCACUGGGCUUCUCUGAGGCGCUGCUCCUGAGGCUGGCUACCGAGGCCUACGCCUCUGACUUCGGCACCUUCCUGUGUAACAGUGAUCAGGAGCGGUGUGUCCUGGGAGUGAAGGAGAGGACGCACUGUUUGUUCCAGGACCUGUUGAGGCCCAGCGACAGAGAUUACUACUCCAACCCGCUUUAUGAGUGCACUGAGCUGGCUAUCUGGCCUUCAGUCCACCCUCAGUCCCUGCAGCUCUGGAGAGGCUUUUUUCUGAGGUGGACCCAACAAGCACGUCACCUUGAAGAAGCUCAGGAGGGAAUAAGGAGCAUGCUGAUUGAGUGGGGGAAGCUGGAACUCAGCUGAUACACACACAGUGUGCAUGAACAUGUGGAAUAUGAUUUAGGGAGGAAUGUUACAAUGUACAAUGCCUUGGAACUGUGGAUAUGUUUUUCAGAAUUCUUAAUAAUAAUCACCUUUAUUUGGUCAAGUGGCAACUUGGGGGUUCAGUGUCUUGCCCAUGGACACUUCGAC